Aspergillus fumigatus Af293 is the source of this 240-nucleotide messenger RNA. Its product is annotated as hypervirulence associated TUDOR domain-containing protein. The transcript has 2 exons. Bases 1 to 240 code for a protein of 79 amino acids. Lineage: Eukaryota; Fungi; Ascomycota; Eurotiomycetes; Eurotiales; Aspergillaceae. The record is from RefSeq and is a predicted model, not a curated record.
AUGUCGGCCGAGCGAGUCAAAGACAAGAAAGGAGAGAUUAUUAAUGAGGGUGACCAUGUCUACACCCGCUAUCGGGGCGGAUCUCACGAAGGAGAUGUUGAAAGAAUUGUGAUGGAUCAAGCCGAAGCGGACGAGGAGAACGUCGCGAAUCCUCCCAAGGUGCGAGGACGAUGCGAUUUCGCCCCCACUACCCCUAAUACAUUGUCUCAGAAAGUCAACGACGCGAAUGCUAACGCUUGA